Molecule: messenger RNA, 3944 nt
Organism: Trichomycterus rosablanca
Lineage: Eukaryota; Metazoa; Chordata; Actinopteri; Siluriformes; Trichomycteridae
Gene: mttp
Product: microsomal triglyceride transfer protein
Exons: 18
Coding region: 13-2664 (883 amino acids)
Biological process (GO): lipoprotein metabolic process; cholesterol homeostasis; lipid transport
Cellular component (GO): endoplasmic reticulum; Golgi apparatus; basolateral plasma membrane
Molecular function (GO): lipid binding
Source: RefSeq, a predicted model, not a curated record
CUUUCUGUCAGCAUGCGGUUAUUUUUGCUGUGUAUUUUUACUGCCUGUUUCACGGCAUUCUCUCAAGGUGUAAGCGCCGGUCCACGGCUGAACAACGAACGCACUUACAAAUUCAGCUACAUCACUGAGCUUGGUGUUAACCGACCCAGAGGGACGAGCAAAGGAAACGCUGGAUUUAAGAUCUCCAGCGAUGUGGACAUUAACCUAGCAUGGAGGAACCCGGACAACCAGGAUGACCAGCUGCUAAGAGUGAAGAUCUCAAACGUUGAGAUCCAGAAUGCCGCUCAGCGCUCACGCAAAAACAACAUCUUCCAUGGCACCACAGCAGAAGAUAUUCUGGGUAGAGAAAGGAUGGAGGCUUUGCAGAGACCCUUUGUGCUGCUCUGGAGGAUGGGCAAGGUGAGAAGCCUGUACACGUACAAGGGGGAACCGACAACCAUCAAGAACCUAAAAAGGGGCGUGGCCAGCAUGCUAAUGAUGCAACUCAAGUCUGGCAAGAUGGCGGAGGCUGAUGCUUCAGGAAAGUGUGUAGUUGAAUACAAGGCCACUAAAGAUCAGGUGAUUCGCACAAAGAACAUGGAGAAUUGCAAAACUCCAGAGGCUGGAUUCAGUACACACAGUCAGGUGCUGGGUGUGAGUGAAAAGUCCAGCACAGUAACAAUCAUCACUUUGGAGGACAACUUCAUCAAAUCCGCUGUUACUGAAGAAACACACAUCCUUUCCAUCAAUGCCCGUAAAAGCGCUGCUGCUAAAGUCCUGUCCAGGCAGUCACUAACUUUGCGAGAGGUGACAGACGGACCGGUAGAAGCUGCAGGUAAAGAUGCUGCCAGUGUGGUAAAGAGUCUUGACCCUAAACUUGUCUCUGUGGGAGUGAUGACAGAAAAACCGAAGAGCAGCUGUAAAGGAUGCCCAAAUCUGAUGGACACAUGGAAUUCAGUACGUGCUAAGAUGGAACCAAAAUUCCUGGCUAAAGCAACAGCCCCACGCAGCUUCAUCACUCUAAUCCAGAGUCUGCGACUGGCCAGCAAAGACGAAAUCCUGACUGUUCUCCGCAACUGCAGCAAGAGCACACUUCCUCAGCUGGUGGAUGCUGUGACCUCAGCUCAGACUCAGGCCUCUCUGUCGGCCAUGCUGGAGUUCCUGGACUUUGGUAAAGCUGAUGGCAUGCUGCUGCAGGAACGCUUCCUUUAUGCAUGUGGUUUUGCUUCACAUCCCACUGAGAGCAUGCUCCAGGCCUUGCUGGACAUUUCUAAAGGGAAAAUCGGCAGUAAUGAUAUUAAGGAGUCGGUGGUGAUCAUCAUGGGAGCUUUGGUGAGAAAACUCUGUCAGAAAGGAAAAUGUGAACUACCGGUGGUGGAGACAGUAAAGCAGCAGCUACUUGCAGGACCAGACAGCACACAGGACGAGGCUGAGAUUCACACGUACCUUCUGGCCCUGAAGAACACCCUUCUGCCUGAAGCAAUUCCACUGCUCACCCGAUUUACUGAGUCUGAGAUCGGAGCUCUGAGCACCACUGCUAUCACAGCACUACAGAGAUACGACCAUCAGCUUAUCACCCCCGAGGUGAAGCAAACUCUGAAUCGUGUAUACCAUCAGAACCAACGUAUCUAUGAGAAGAACAUCCGUGCUGCAGCAGCCGAUGUGAUUCUGAGCAGCAAUCCGUCAUACGAGGAGGUAAAAAAUCUGCUGCUUUCCAUCGGCCAUCUUCCACAUGAGAUGAACAAAUACAUGCUGUCUAAAGUGGAGGACAUCCUGCACUUCGAAAUGCCUGCCAGUAAAAAAGUACGGAAAGUGAUGAACGACAUGAUUGUGCACAACUAUGAUCGUUUCUCAAAGUUUGGCUCCUCCUCCGCCUACUCAGGCUACAUGACACGAAAUACUGACCUUACGGCCACCUACUGCCUGGACAUUCUGUACUCAGGGUCAGGAAUCCUCAGAACGAGCAACAUGAACAUUUAUGGCCAGAACAAUGGUGCGCUUCUGCAUGGCCUCCAGGUGUCAAUUGAGGCUCAGGGUCUAGAAACUCUAAUUGCAGCGACAGCUGACGAAGGUGAGGAGGAUCUGGAGUCAUAUGCUGGAAUGUCAGCGCUGCUGCUGGAUGUUCAGCUUCGACCCGUUACCUUUUUUAAAGGCUACAGUGACCUGAUGAGCAAAAUGUUCUCCUUAUCUGGAGAUCCCAUUAACGUGGUAAAGGGUCUUAUCCUGCUCUCAGACCACUCUCAGGUGAUCCCUCUCCAAUCAGGUCUUCGAGCUGCUUUUGAGUUCCAGGGUGGUUUAGCCAUUGAUAUUUCUGGUGGCAUGGAGUUUAGUUUCUGGUAUAGAGAAUCCAAGACCAGCGUCAAUAACAGGGGUUCCCUGGUGGUGGUGGGUAACGUAACGGUGGAUACUGAUUUCCUAAGUGCUGGGUUGGAGGUGAGCUUUGAGACAGAGGCGGCGCUGGAUUUCAUCACCACAGUACAGUUCUCCGAGUAUCCCUUCCUUGUCUGCAUGCAGAUGGACAAAACCACCUUUCCAUUUAGGGAGGCGGUGCAUAAAUUGGAAAAAGUGUCCACCAGAGCACCCUACGCCUGGCACAGGAGCCGUGAGCAGCUUAUACCAGGCUCAGAGUUUCCUCUGCACCAGGAAAACUCCAACAUGUGCAAGAAAGUGUUCAACAGUGACUGAUAAAACUAAAAAUGCAGAACCAAUGCUAAUAGCUAGCUGGAUUAGCUAAAUGCUAGUGUACAAGCAAAAAAAUUGGAUUGUAUCAUGUACUUUUAAAAUACUAAGGAAAACAGAUUUUGGGUAUAGCCUUUUUAUAAUACUAUGGGUGUGUUCGAAAACCUAGCGAACUCUCUACAUAGACAGCAUUUUACGUCAUCUUACGCGCGCUCCCGAGAAGGAGGCUGUUUGAAAUCCUAGAUGCUCACUACUAAGGUAUCUUAAAAUUUCAACGCUAUUUAGACUCAGGAACGAGUGAGCAUCCGAUGCUGCCUUAGCGGUGGAGGAAAUCCCAGCAUUCAAUGCGGCACAACUUUUUUUUUUCACAGAAAAAUAAAAAACAUGGCGGACAGAGUGGAGAAACGAAUUAUUUAACGAGUUAUUUUCAAACGUAAAUAAAUUAUUAUUGAUUUUUCAUUUGUAUAAACCUGCACAAGUGUCAUUUAUUUGCAAAUUCGGGCUUGUCAUCGAAUUUAACCGUUUUCGGUACACGGAGGGCGAUGUUAGUUGACAUGCUAGUGCGUUGUGCCACCCCAUCCCAUUGGUUUGAAUGGCAGGAGGCUAACUGUGUUAGCUUAGUUAGCAAAUCACUGUCUAAGUAGCGCGUUCGAAUAACAUGCCUUAUAAGUCAAUGACAUUAGAAUCCUCUCUACUUAGGCAGCUGCCUAUGUAGGCAGUAAGACAGCAAGGCAGCUCACUAGGUUUUUGAACACACCCUAUGAAAGUCCAUCCUCAUAGUAUUUAAAGUAUUUCAAGUUUACCAUUGUUUUAUUUUUUUAUUUUUAAAGAGAUUUAACACAGAAUGCUAAUGAAGCUAAAUAUGAGUGAUCAUUAAAAAAAGCUAAAGCUGGCAGGUAGCAAAAUAUCAAGUGCAUUUGCUAGCUUUAGUGCUACCAAUGUUUUUAGCAGAAUUUGGGGUGAAAUAUACCUCUAUGUUUACACUAGUAUAAAUGGAUAACUAGCAUAGCUUUAGCUAUCUUACACAGUUAUAACUGGUGCUGUGGUAUAUUUUUAUGUUUAUAAUGUGUUAUUACACAUUUGUGGUUAUUUAUUUGGUCAAAUCACUUUACGAUACGCCUCGUUAAAAACGCUUACCAUUCCACCACAACAGAUGUUUACAGCAUUUUAUGACAUAAAUGGUGCCUUAUGAAAUUUACAUUUCACCUUUUUUUCUAGGGGUGCAAAUAUCCUUUAUUAGAAUAUUUUUUUGUUGAUGGUGAAUAAAAACACAGAGAGGCUUUAAA